Molecule: messenger RNA, 1014 nt
Organism: Marmota monax (woodchuck)
Lineage: Eukaryota; Metazoa; Chordata; Mammalia; Rodentia; Sciuridae
Product: P2Y purinoceptor 4-like
Biological process (GO): G protein-coupled receptor signaling pathway
Cellular component (GO): plasma membrane
Molecular function (GO): G protein-coupled receptor activity
Source: RefSeq, a predicted model, not a curated record
AUGGAGAAGCUGGGCUCAAAUGCCUCGAGGGAACCGGGUCUCUGCCAGUACUCAGAGGACUACAAGCAAGUCUACCUUCCCGUGACCUACAGCGCCAUCUUCCUCCUUGGGCUGCCCCUGAAUGGCACUGUCCUGUGGCUCUGCUGGCACCAAACCAAGCCCUGGAGCUGUGCCACCACCUACCUGGUGAACCUGAUGGUGGCCGACUUGCUCUACGUGCUGACGCUGCCCUUCCUGGUGGCCACCUACUGCCUGGACGACGCCUGGCCCUUCGGGGAGCUGCUCUGCCGGCUUGUGCGCUUCCUCUUCUACUGCAACAUCUACAGCAGCAUCCUGCUGCUCACCUGCAUCUCUGUGCACCGCUUCCUGGGUGUGUGCCACCCGCUGCGAUCGCUGCCCUACCGCACCCCCCGGCACGCCCGGCUGGGCGCUGCAGCCUCGUGGGCCCUGGUGGUCCUCCAGCUGCUGCCCACACUGGCCUUCUCCCACACAGACCACAUCAACGGCCAGACCAUCUGCUAUGACACGACUAACCCCGAGAAGUUCGAUGAGUACUUCUCCUACAGCAUGGCACUGAUGCUGUCCGGCUUCGUCUCCCUCAGGGGUCAUCCUGGUGUGCUACUCUCUGAUGCUCAGGAGCCUGGCCAUGCCAGAGGAGACCCUCGAGAGGACAGGCGGCACAGCCCGGGCCAAGUCCAUGCGGACCAUCCUGCUAGUGUGCGGCCUCUUCACCCUCUGCUUCGUGCCCUUCCACGUUGCCCGCUCCUUCUACCUGGCCAUCCGCUUCCUGCGCUUGCAGAACUGCCAGCUCUUGAUAGCGGCCAGCCUGGCCUCCAAGAUCUGGAGGCCACUGGUGAGCAUGAGCAGCUGUCUCAACCCCGUCCUGUACUUCCUGUGGGGAGCAACAGAGUCAAGUUCCUGCAGAGACUGAGACAGAACCAGGGGGGAGACCAUGCAGCCGGGGCCACCAGAGGGGUGCCCCAGGUAGGGCAGAUCUGGGUACUGCCCCGGUGA